AUGUGUGGGAUUUUCUUUUGUUUAUCCUCUGGAUCGAAAGUCCCAACCCCGGAGACACAGGCAUUGCUAAAAAGCCGCGGCCCUGACAGCUGUCAAUCGCACUUUGUCCGCAAAGAUGUCUCAACACAAGAUGGCGAGUUCCUAGCUUGCCAUCUCACUUUCACCUCAACAGUGUUGUCUCUAAGAGGUGAUCAUAUAUACACUCAACCAAUUGUAGAUCCGGCCACGCAGUCUGUUCUGUGCUGGAACGGGGAAGCCUGGAAAGUUGCUGGCAAGCGGGUCUCUGGAAAUGACACCGAGCAUGUUUUGAGCUUAUUUUUACAGGCUGUGGCCGAUGAUGGCAAUGGAGACGACAGUAAUUCCUCAACCCAUAGACUGGGUCAGGCAGUCGCGACCAUAUCUGGACCAUUUGCAUUCGUGUUUUAUGAUGCGGUCCAUUCAAGAGUCUUCUUUAGCAGAGACUGCCUUGGUCGAAGAUCUCUUCUUCAAGAAAACGAUGAAGAUGGCAGCUUGAAGAUCUGCAGUAUAUGUGAUGGAUCGUCGUCAGAGGAUUUUGCAGAAGUAGGAUUUGAUGGAGUGUACAUGAUUGAUCUUGCGGCACCUCAUGGCUCGUCCCUCUCUAUCAGAGAUCGAUACAAGAUUGAGACAUUGCCCUGGAGCUCUGAUUCCAUACCUCCAGCUGGUCAUAUUAAAAAUCCCAUUCCGCCAAUGAACAUGUCAGUCCCAAUAGAGCAACCACCUGCGUUGACAUUGGACACCCCCUUCAUUCAAGAGCUAGAGACUAAGCUUCGCGGAUCUCUAUCAUUGCGAAUCGACGAUGUACCAGAACCACCCGGCUUUAUCAAGGGACAAAAUGCAAAAGUAGCGGUUCUAUUUUCCGGCGGCUUAGACUGCACACUACUUGCACGGCUGGCUCAUGACAUCCUACCCUCCGAUGAUCCAAUUGAUCUACUGAAUGUCGCAUUUGAGAAUCCCCGAGUAACCGCAGCAGCAGCAGCUUCAAAUCAACAAAACCCUUCAUCCCCAAUUUCACCAUAUGAAGCUUGUCCUGACCGAAUCACUGGUCGUUCAGUCCAUCUUGAAUUACAGAAAACAUGCCCAGAUCGAAACUGGCGUUUCAUCGCCAUUAAUAUACCCUACCAAGAAACUCUAGCACAACGAGAUCUCGUAAGACGUCUAAUGAGACCCCACAAUACCGAGAUGGAUCUCUCUAUCGCAUGUGCCCUCUUCUUCGCCUCAAGAGGACAAGGUACAACCUUUACCAACACUGAAACCAGUAUAUCUGCCGAUACAGAGCCAACCGCAUUCUCAACCUCGGCGCGUGUUCUAUUAUCUGGCCUGGGCGCCGACGAGCUCUUCGCCGGAUAUGGCCGGCACGGCAUAGCAUUCAGCCGAAAUGGCUUCGAAGGACUUGUCUCCGAAAUAAACCUGGAUGUCAGUCGUCUUGGCCAAAGAAACUUAGGUCGUGAUGACCGCGUCCUUUCCCACUGGGGCCGGGAAACUCGUUUUCCAUUCCUAGACGAAGAAUUCGUUGCCUGGGUUCUUCAAGCUCCAGUGUGGGUGAAAUGUGGAUUUGGGCUGGCGACUACUGAUGCGACAGGCUCCAAUAUUUCUGAAACAAUAUCUUCUCUCGAUGCUGAAAAAAUAGCCCUUCGGCUUGUCGCACUUCGACUUGGUCUUUCCAGUGUUGCUCGAGAGAAAAAGCGCGCUAUUCAGUUCGGUGCUCGUACAGCUAAGAUGGAAAAGGGUCGAACGAAAGGUACCGACACCCUCAGCUGA
Molecule: messenger RNA, 1779 nt
Organism: Penicillium angulare
Lineage: Eukaryota; Fungi; Ascomycota; Eurotiomycetes; Eurotiales; Aspergillaceae
Product: asparagine synthetase domain-containing protein
Exons: 2
Coding region: 1-1779 (592 amino acids)
Molecular function (GO): asparagine synthase (glutamine-hydrolyzing) activity
Source: RefSeq, a predicted model, not a curated record